ACCAUAUGUUCCACCAUUUAGCAACAUUCCAUCCUUUGUAGCUGGAAGCCUGAUCACACACAAACGAACAUGGAAAAUGCCCCUCAACUCAUCAACCAGCUACCAGAUGAUUCCAACAACAACAAAAAAGGCACAAAAAGAAGAUCAUCAUCUCAUCAUCAUCAUCAAGAGGGAAACAAUAUGAUUGGCAACGAGCAAAAGAGAUCAAGGGAUGUGAGUCAUCCAACAUAUCGCGGCGUACGUAUGAGGAGUUGGGGGAAAUGGGUGUCCGAGAUUCGUGAGCCAAGAAAGAAAUCAAGAAUAUGGCUAGGAACAUUCUUAACAGCAGAGAUGGCAGCUCGAGCCCAUGACGUGGCUGCAAUAGCUAUAAAAGGUCAUUCCGCUUUCCUUAAUUUCCCAGACAUGAAACAUUUGCUUCCACAACCAGCCACCACGUCACCUAAAGAUAUCCAAGAAGCCGCGGCUAAGGCUGCAGUAGGAGCCGAGCCACCUCCUACUGCAGCUAGCCAAUUGGACACUACUACACUUUCUCACUCUAAUCCAUCAAAUACCUUGUCCUCAUUAUCGUCUUCUGAUAACACUACUACUACUCAAGAAUCAUCAAUAUCAUCAUCACCAUCCAUAGAAGAAGAGGAGCAAGAUGAUGCAUUCUUUCACUUGCCCGAUCUUUCUCUUGACAGAGUCGAUUACUUCAGUUAUAAUCCUUCGUCGUGGCACCUUGUGGAUAAUGAGCCAGAAGUAGAGCCGUUUCUUUGGUAAAUUAAAUUAAAUUAAAUAUAUCACGUCAUGAAACGUAUCAACAUAUAUAUAUAGUUAAAAAUGACGCUGUGUAAAGCUGAUUUUUUAACAACACCCCUAAGCAGUAGUCAUAUAUUUAUUUGACAGAUGCAUGAUUAUGUGUGUGCGUGUGAUCAUAUUUU
Molecule: messenger RNA, 920 nt
Organism: Erigeron canadensis
Lineage: Eukaryota; Viridiplantae; Streptophyta; Magnoliopsida; Asterales; Asteraceae
Product: ethylene-responsive transcription factor ERF038-like
Exons: 1
Coding region: 70-759 (229 amino acids)
Biological process (GO): regulation of DNA-templated transcription
Molecular function (GO): DNA binding; DNA-binding transcription factor activity
Source: RefSeq, a predicted model, not a curated record